UCUGCUCAGAGGAAACUCCCAGCACAUCCUCCUAGCAGCAGGUGACAGGCUGUUCCUGAUCGGUCAGUGUGUCUGCAAGCCUGAACAUGGACGCUGUGCUCUGUCUGCUCCUGCUCUUCCCAGCUUUGACAGCAACAGCCAUUCAUGAGGCUUCGUUGUUCUGCGGCUGCUACCAGUCGGGUGUCGCCCAAGUUCAUUUCCAAUGGGACAGAGACGAGGUGGGGCGCAUCGACUUUGAGAAAAAAGGGGUUGUUUGGACGGCACCCAUGCCGGCCGUGAUGGAAGACUUGUGGUCUUACUGGUACGAUGAAGGCAGAUAUGUAAGGAAUAGCGUGUGUAAGUUAUACCUGCCCAUAGCUGUGAUGGAGGACCACAGGCCCACUGAUGCCAAAGCCCCAGUGACAGUCAUCUACCCCCGUCAUGAGGCGAAGCUUGGGGUGGCAAACACCCUGUUCUGCUACGUCAGCCACUUCUACCCCCCCGCCAUCAACAUCACAUGGACCAGGGACGGCGUUAAGCUGAUAGAGGGCGUGGCUCUCAGCGACCUCUCCCCCGAGGAGGACGGGACAUUCAGUCAGCUGGCCAGCCUGUCAUUCAGCCCGGAAACCGGCGCUGUGCUGGGCUGCACGGUGGAGCACCAAAACCUGAGCAGCCCCGCCUUCAGGACGUGGGUGUUCAAAGCCCGUCCAGUCGGUUCUGCUGCGGUGGUGCUGUGUGGCGUCGGCGUGACUCUGGGAAUCAUCUGCCUGACCGUUGGAGUCGUCCUCUUCCUCAAAGCCCCAAAACCGACCUCUGACCUCCGGUCGGCGGCUUACCGAAGACAUGGCUCCCAGCCAAAUACUAUGUGAACCCAACGGCCAGCCAUUGUUAUGCAAAUCGAUGAUGUCACGGGCGUUAAAAACACUUUCUCCCCAGAGAACAUGAAAAAAGUCACGGCGCUAAAACUGUGAACAAAUUUUCUGAGCAGGGGUGGUAGUUAAGGUGCUGAGUAGAAGGAAGAAUGUGCAUACAGAAGAGUUAUUUCCUCCAGGUGGAGUUAAAAAGCCGCAUGGCGUGGGGGAGGAAUGAUUUCCUCAGUCUGUCGGUGGAGCAGGACAAUGACAGUGACAGCAGCCUGACAGUGACAUUAGUACCACUGUAAGAUUUAACUUGUAAAUUUAUGAGAAAAAAACAGUGAAAACUAGGUUUUCUCCUCCUGUGGGUUUCAGCCAGAAGGAAAUCCUGGUGGUUUGAGCCCAGAAAGACAAUAUUCUCACCAGCAUCAGUUUUUUCUCAGAAAUUUACAACUUAAAUCUCAGAUUUUUUUAGUUUUUUGUUUCAAAGUUUUUUUCUUGUAAGUUGUGUCAUGGAUUUGUUUUUUUUAGUUUGAAUAUAAACCCCAGUAAACGCUAUUUGUUGUGAAGAGCAGGCACAGAGGAGGAGCUGAGAAUAGGAGGAUCAGGAAGUAGGAGGAGUUUGAGGCAUCAGAGAUUAUAAAUUGGACUGAACACAGGUGUGGGCCCUCUUAACACUUCCUUGCAGCUGAUCCCUGCAUUCCACUGGCAGCAAUUGUUUGUCUGCGUGACAUUUUGAGUUCCUUUGUUAGGUCCUUUGUUAGUAUAUCCAUGCUUAAAGUGAUUUAAAUAGCUGGAAUGUUUAUGUUGCAUUACAAUGAUUAGAUGUAUGCAUUGUAUUGUUUAAUUCAGGUAAUGGAUAUUGAUAUUUAUGUUGGAUGUAGUUUCAUGUAUGCUUAUACAUGUCAUGUUAUAGAAAUUAUGUUUUGUUUUGUUAGGUUUUGUUCUUGUGUCUUGU
Myripristis murdjan (pinecone soldierfish) is the source of this 1791-nucleotide messenger RNA. Its product is annotated as RLA class II histocompatibility antigen, DP alpha-1 chain-like. The coding region runs from base 87 to 848 and encodes 253 amino acids. NCBI's taxonomy places the organism in Eukaryota, Metazoa, Chordata, Actinopteri, Holocentriformes, Holocentridae. The transcript has 4 exons. The record is from RefSeq and is a predicted model, not a curated record.